Messenger RNA from Fonticula alba, 991 nucleotides. RefSeq lists its product as hypothetical. NCBI's taxonomy places the organism in Eukaryota, Rotosphaerida, Fonticulaceae. The record is from RefSeq and is a predicted model, not a curated record. Gene Ontology annotation, molecular function: S-adenosyl-L-methionine transmembrane transporter activity. Gene Ontology annotation, biological process: transmembrane transport. Gene Ontology annotation, cellular component: mitochondrial inner membrane. The transcript is spliced from 3 exons. Bases 56 to 991 code for a protein of 311 amino acids.
CCCCCCCCCCCUCCUUCCCUCCUGCCCCCUCCUCCUCCCUCUCGCCCGGCCCACCAUGCCAUCCAGCGGCCGCGACGCGGCGCCCGGUGUCCUGUCCGGCGGCACUCUGUCCCCUCUGGCCAUCAGCCUCAUCUCUGGCGGUGUGGCCGGGACAUGCGUCGACAUUGCCCUCUUCCCGCUGGACACGCUGAAGACCCGCCUGCAGCACCCCCUCGGGUUCCAGGCGUCCGGCGGCUUUCGCGGGGUGUACGCCGGGCUCGGGUCGGCGGUUCUCGGCUCGGCUCCCAGCGGGGCGCUCUUCUUCAUGACGUAUGAUCUGCUCCGGCGGCGCCUGGCCCAGGUGCCGGGGUUCCAGCUGGAGGCCGGCGCGGCCGGCGGCCCGGCCCGGCCCAAUGUCCUGGGGCACCUGGUGGCUGCUAGCCUCGGCGAGGUGGCCGCCUGCCUGGUCCGCGUGCCGACCGACAACCUCAAGCAGAACAUCCAGGCCGCGCACUUUGCCUCCAUGCGGGAUGGCCUGGCCCAGCUGGCCCGGGGGGAGGGCCUCCGCCGGGGGCUCUUCCGCGGCUACGCCAGUACCAUUGCCCGCGAUGUGCCCUUCACCUGUGUGCAAUUCCCGCUGUACGAUUGGCUCAAGCGCCGGGCGGCCGGCUGGCGUGCGGCCGGCCUCGCCGGCGGGGACCUCCGCCCGGAGGAAAUCCUCACCGGCCCGGAGAUGGCCCUCUGCGGGGCGCUGGCCGGUGCCACGGCCGCCGGCGUGUCCACCCCGCUGGAUGUGGCCAAGUCCCGCAUCAUCCUGCAUGAUCGCGGGCGAGGCACCGGCCGGGCCGGGCCCGCCCGCCCGCCCCCGGGGGCCCUGCGCAUGCUCUGGCAGAUCUACCACCAGGAGGGCGGCCGGGUCCUCUUCCGGGGGGUUGUCCCCCGGGUCCUGUGGAUCGGCGUCGGCGGGUCCAUCUUCCUCGGCAUCUACGAGCAGGGCAAUGCCCCACCCUAG